CAUAAAUAAUCGAUGCCUCGAUUCAUGCAUCGAUAGGUGCCAACGAUGUUUCUCACCUCUAUCUUGGCCACCUUAACUUUACUAACUAAACUUGCGGCCAUUAAAUAAAUUUUAGAUAUCUCAAAAAUGUUCAAAAAAUUCGAGGAAAAAGACAGUAUCUCGUCGAUACAACAGCUAAAAUCGUCAGUACAGAAAGGCAUACGUGCGAAAUUAUUGGAGGCAUAUCCAAAGCUGGAAACUCACAUUGAUUUGAUACUACCCAAGAAGGAUUCAUAUCGCAUUGCAAAAUGUCACGAUCACAUUGAAUUGCUGCUAAAUGGAACCGGCGAACAGGUCUUCUUCAGGCAUCGUGACGGUCCAUGGAUGCCCACGUUGCGUCUGCUGCACAAAUUCCCCUAUUUUGUGACUAUGCAGCAGGUGGACAAGGGUGCCAUACGCUUCGUCCUCAGUGGCGCCAAUGUCAUGUGCCCGGGCUUAACAUCGCCGGGCGCCUGCAUGACAACGGCGGAUAAGGGCACCGUGGUUGCCAUUAUGGCCGAGGGCAAGGAGCAUGCGCUAGCGAUUGGUCUACUCACAUUAUCCACAGAUGAUAUUUUGAAGGUGAACAAAGGCAUUGGCAUUGAAACGUAUCAUUUUCUCAACGAUGGCUUGUGGAAAUCGAAGCCAGUCAAGUAGACGAGGGAGUCGAAGUCAAAUUCGAAGCCUAUGUCGAAGCAGCACUCACCAUGCACAUUCGUCCUACAUACAACAGAAGAAGAAGAAAGAAAACAAAAACGUCUUCGUCAUUGUCAUGAGAGCAAAGAAUGGUUUUGAUAUGCAAUUCUAUAAUUUGUGUUGAAAUGUUUUUUUUUUUCUUUAAAUUUAAUGCGCAACUUAAGCUAUUUUAAAUUAAUUCGAAAUACAUUUAAAUAAUGGCAUUUGAGAGCAAACCCACUAGUGUUGCCAUUUUGGUGAUUUUCACGUCAAAUCUGGCCAUUUUGAAGAUAUUCAAGGUGCUUUUUAUUUUAUUUGCUUUCCUUGUUUUUUCGAUUUUUGAUUUUUGCUUAAAAUGGUAUCAGAUAAUUUAUAAUAGUAAUAGUGAAAUUAAAUUUUUUAGCUUUGCAAAUGGCAUUUAAACGAGUCUCAAAAAUGCAAUUGGUUUAAAAAUAAAUUUGACCAGUUGAGCAGAGAGUGAAACAGUUGGCAGCACUGGUCGCAACAUGCGCACAUUCAAUUGCAUUGUUGCACCAACCACCUGUGGGAAAUGACGAGUGUCCAAUUGGAAAAGUCGAGCUUCUUAGUUUGUUUAUUGGUCGGCCGAAGUAUUGUAUUUUUUACACAGUAGAAGUGCAUAAAUUUUUUUUUUAAUUUAAAUAUUUAAAAAUUCUUCACUUGUCGAAUUUAAUGUUUUUAGGCUUACCAUUGAUUUUCCAACAGAUGUUUUGAACAGAUUCCACGACCUGUGGCUGUUGCGUGACGUCACAAUUGUAAUUACCAUUAUGAUCUUGUCUUAAUAGUCAUGCAAUUCAAAAUGACGUUCAAAAAAUAAGUUAAAUUAUAAAAAGGUAAUUAAUGUCAUUUUCAUUAAUGCUUUGCAUACUUUGCGUGACAAAAUAAAACAUAAUAUUUGUGACGUAUGGUAUUCGAGGGGACGCCAUUUUGGAUUUCAACCUUUUUUUUUGCUUGCGAGCGCGCGCAAAUUGAGUUUUGACGCAUGCGCGAUGUGGAGCAAAUUACGGUUCAUUUGCAUGUGCGUUAGACCCAUGUGUGUGUGUAUGUAUGCAUGCACAUACAUAUAUUGUACGUCAGCAGACUGCGUUGAAGAAAAGUGUGUUUUCAGUUUCAGUUGCUGCCAGCAUUUGUCGCACACAGCGCGCGCAUCCAACGAGAAAAUUGCAACCGUUAUUCGUAAGGACAAAAUAAAGGCAUACGGCAAAAAAAAAAAAAAAA
Drosophila sulfurigaster albostrigata is the source of this 1929-nucleotide messenger RNA. RefSeq names its product malignant T-cell-amplified sequence 1 homolog (gene MCTS1). The record is from RefSeq and is a predicted model, not a curated record. Lineage: Eukaryota; Metazoa; Arthropoda; Insecta; Diptera; Drosophilidae. The transcript is spliced from 4 exons. Gene Ontology annotation, biological process: formation of translation preinitiation complex. Gene Ontology annotation, molecular function: RNA binding. Bases 127 to 675 code for a protein of 182 amino acids.